Molecule: messenger RNA, 3255 nt
Organism: Symbiodinium necroappetens
Lineage: Eukaryota; Dinophyceae; Suessiales; Symbiodiniaceae
Source: the annotation of a GenBank genome assembly
AUGCGCGACCUUCGGGCCGUUGACAUCGCCAUCGGCUAUCACGUGGUGUCGCUGAACCUAGACCUCUCGGACUGGCUCAUGCAGGCGGCUGCAAAGCAGCAGGAGGCGCUGCAAGAAGAACUGGAUGAGGGAGCGGACGAGAUGAUGAUCCGAGCAGAGGAGCCCGUGCUCCUGGCUUCGGUGCCAGACCAUACCGAUACGUCACAUUUUCCGUUGGAGUCAUUUCGGGACAGGGGCACUGCUGCUUUAACAAGCUGGAUUGAAUCUUAUGUGUUGCAGCAUCGAAAGCAGCGGCAGCAGCAGCAGCCGCCGGCCGAGGAAACCCAAGAAGAGGACCCGCAGGGCUUGAAUGAUUCGAACGUGCUUCAGCGGAUUAUGCAGAACAGCAGUCAUCUUUACAGCAAGCUGUGUUUAGGGCAUGCUGUGGGACUUUCCAGAACGAGCAUCUGCCGCAGUUUAAAGAGAUGUGCCUCGGCUCUUUUGCAUGGUCAGCGUAUUCUGUGGUCUCGGUUGCUUCACAGGAUUGGCACCCAACUGCGUGCGGGUGAAUGUGAGGGUCUGCUGAUUGCUCGCAUGCGCAAGUAUGAUGAGUCCCCGUUCUGUCUGCGAAUCGAUGAGUCCGGAGAGGUGGUCGGACUAGACAGGAGGCGCAGCCGUAGCCGUGGCCAGCAGCAGCAGACUGAAUCUGCUGGUUCCCGGGCCAAGCUUGUAUCCUCUUUCCACCGACUUUUCAUGGUGCUUCGCCGUCCCUGCAAGGACGAGGACGGUAAGUUUAUAUAUCAGGCCCUGACCGGUUCUCUUCCGCAUCGUUUGCAUGUGGUGGAAACUGUUUCUGCCCAGAAUAUGAAGGCGUCGCAAGAUGCUUGCAUUGCAGACCUCCCCAUCCCUGAGGACUUUACUUCGCUUUUCAAGAUGAGACUGAUGUUGUCUUGCACGGACCGCCACUCGAGCAACUUGUCCGUAGAGAAGAAACUACAAGAAGAGCAUGAGUCCUGGACAUUUGCCCAAUCUCAUUGCACCAUGCACAAAGCAGCCGACGCACAAUCCAGACAGUUUGAACUUUCGUCGGCUCAUGUUUCUGGGAUGCUGUCAGCAAGUAUUUCCAUGCAAGCUGCUGGGACUCAUGGGCAGCUGAAGGCCAUAUUGAAUCAGAUUUUCGAGGAACGGUUGGUUGUCCUUCAUGGGAAUCUGCAGUUGCGAGAGCAUCGGCACAGCUUGUAUGAGCUCCUGCUUCCUUUGUCAGGUCCCGAGAAGCUGAGACAUGCAAAGCAGCGUUGCAUCCUUGAUGCAUUGUUCAACGGCAACGUUCAGGAUCAGGGUCGAAUCAUUCAUAUGACGACGAACCCCAGCUGCAACCGUGACACCAUGCUACUGUUGUUCUGCUCCUUCGGGGCGUGGGGGCUGCUGGGGGGCUCCGCAGCCCCGUUCUUUAACCGCUCGAAGUGGUUAGGUGGCGAGGUGGCCGUGAGCUGGCAUGCACUGCUUGCCAACACCCAUGGUUUGCACCAGGAGCUGUUCCAGCGGUGGUCUGCCGUUGCCAAGCCGACACCUAGCUGCCACGUGACACCAGGAUCCUCCUCGGCGGGCUGGUCCGCGGUUGCGUCGAGAAUUGUGGCUUCGAGCAUCUUGGAUGGGCCGGCUGAUGCUGCCGCUGCGGCUGCUGCAACUGCUGCUGCAGCUGCUGCGGUUCCAGUAACUGAAGAAACUGAUGAAGUUUUCGAUGGUGUGGCUGGUAUGGGUGCUGCAGCGGAUGAAGGCGCGAAGGAUGCCACCACCCUGGAUUGGGGGGCUUGGAAUCGUGCGAACAAACGCAAGGCCAUCGUGUGGUCUCUUUGCAACCCUGGCACCGUAUUGCUUGUGAUGCGCGUUUCCAUGCAGCCUGUGAUAAACCUUUUGCACGCGCUUUUUCGAUUGUCCGCGGACAAGUUUCAAAAGGAUCAGCUGCUUGCGUCUGUGCGUGGGGAAGACAGGAAGUUUCGACUCACAGAACUCUUCUUCGGCGAAUUGCUGCCAGAGUUCCAUCGGGACAUGAACACAGCAUAUCAGUCUGCGAUGAAGGCUUUGCCUUUCCAAGGCAUGACUACAGCCAUUCGUGGCCUAGCCACACGCAUGCUGACACGAGCAUAUGCUUCCUUGCAUCAGACUCUCUUCUGCAAUCGCGCAUCGUCACUGGUGAUGCUGUUCAAAGUUCUUGUGAGUGGCUCCGAGAAAGAUGCCGCCGCUCUUGCUUUUGCAAAUCUGAAGGAGUGUCUGCUGGAUGACAUCUCCAAGAGCUUUCGAAGCUGCUUUGCCGAUCCCGAGGCCGUGGCAUCGGAGGAGGCUUCGGCUAUGCUGGAAUGCAUUGCAAGAGAAUAUGACAUUGACACACUUCAGGUUGAACGUGGUUUUAGCCAGAUCCGUCGCAGAGUCAUGGCCAAGUCGGUCCAGACCUGGCGCCCGUCCCCGGCUGACGUGGCAAGCGAGUGUUUGAUGCGGCACUGCGCACUGGACAAGCAGCGACAGGAGUACUUUAUGGGCCGUCGUUCGAGUGUCACGGCCAGGCUUGCGAAGCCACGGCAAAGCAAAGGGCCUACAAUGCAGGGAGGUGGCCCUUGGCGGGCAUUCAUGCGCAUCCGUUCACAGGGUCGGAAGUUCACGGGUCUACAGUCGACGCAGCUGGCCAAAGAGUACCGUCAUCUCCAGCACAACGACCCCGAGGCCUUUGCUGUGCUUGAGAAUCUUGGUCAUUUGGCUCAUGCUCGAGUUGUGCAGGAUGCACAACAAUGGCAGCAGAAUGCAGGCCAAAGCACACAGCCAAGACGUCCGGCCUUUGAUUUUGAGGUGUCCCAGCUCCCGAAGUCUGUGCUGGAAUCUCUGGGUGUUCCGGAUGAUGAUGCUGAUGAUCCAAAUUUCCGUGCUGCUGCCUCUGCCGAAGUUCCGGCAAUUCUCGGUGUCGAGGAUGAAUUGCGGCGACUCGUGCAACAGAGUCGGCAAGCUGCAAUCGAAGCAAACGCAUUGGAAAAUGCGCUGGGAGCCGAAAUCUGUGCCAAGUCGGCUGAGGUCGCCGCAACGCCUCAUUUCCGGAGCCUCAACACACCGCACACGUCCCAGACUGACGCUGAGAAGGCCUUGCUGCUUGCGUCCUCCAGCCCCGACUUCCUUUGUGUUCCGGGUCAACCUGCCGUGGCCGUUUUCUCCCCGACAGCACCGGCGGUUGUCAAGGACACCGCUCGUUCACGUGCGGUUGACUCCGAGGUUAAAUGGUUAAAUGAUUAA